GGUGUGAAUUUACUUCCUCAUUCAAUAAAAUAUUUUGAUGAAUACUAGACUUAAGUGUUACAAAUCAAUUGCAAUUUGAUUUUUCAAUAUAAUAGUGAAACAUAACCUCAAAGUGCACCCGGUUUGGUAAAAAAUAAUUCACGUAAAUUUAUAUCUAUCAAUGGGAUUUUUAGAAGAUACUCUUAUUAUUGUUAUCUCUCAGAUUUUCUUCUUCGUUGGAGGAUGGGUGUUCUUUGUCCAAAAGUUGUUCAGAGACUAUGAAGUUCAUCACCGCCUUGUACAACUCAUCUUUUCAGUAACCUUAUCAUUGUCAUGCACUUUAUUUGAGCUCAUAAUAUUUGAAAUUGUUGGCUACCUAGAUUCAAGUUCCAGGUAUUUCCAUUGGAAUUUAGCUUUAUACCUGAUUCUCUUCAUGGUAAUAGUGAUUCUACCAUUCUACAUUGGCUAUUUCAUCAUGAGCAAUGUUUCAUUUGUUAGACAAAAACUUAUUCGACCCUUGACCAUUCUGAUAUGGUGUGUAUACAUCUACAUAUUCUGGAAACUAGGUGACCCAUUCCCAAUUCUGAGUCCAAAGCACGGGAUUUUGUCUAUUGAACAAGGUAUAAGCAGGAUUGGAGUUAUUGGAGUGACCGUGAUGGCCCUCCUCUCAGGCUUCGGUGCUGUCAACUAUCCCUACUCCUCGAUGGCUUACUUCAUGAGGCCUGUGUCUCCAGCUGAUAUCCAAUCAACAGAAAAGCGCUUGCUGCAGACAAUGGACAUGAUCCUGGUGAAGAGAAAGCGCAUCGCCCUCGCCAAGCGGGGAGUUUCCGACACGGGACAGACCAAGCCUUCCCACGGGUUCUGGGGCAUGCUGAAGACAGUCGCGGGCUCAGCUACGACGGAGAACGUGUGGCAGCUAAAGCAGGAAGUGUUGGCGUUAGAAGAGUUGAGCCGACAACUGUUUCUUGAAGUGCACGACAUGCAGAACAUGAGAGAACGACUGGACUGGGCAAAAACCUGGCGAGGGAAGUACUUCAACUGUCUCGGCUACUUCUUCUCACUUUACUGCAUGUGGAAGAUUCUUAUUUCCACCAUCAACAUCGUGUUUGAUCGUGUUGGCAAGAAGGAUCCAGUUACUCGAGGAAUGGAGAUAGCUGUUCACUGGAUAGGCAUCAACAUCGACGUCGGCUUCUGGUCUCAACACAUAUCCUUUUUCCUCGUCGGAUGUAUUGUGGUCACUUCUAUACGAGGUCUUCUUCUAACCUUAGCAAAGUUUUUCUACGCAAUUUCUAGCAGCAAGUCCUCAAACAUCAUUGUAUUGAUCCUUGCACAAAUCAUGGGGAUGCAUUUUGUGUCAUCCGUUCUGUUGAUGCGGAUGAACAUGCCUCCCGAGUACAGGAUAAUCAUCACCCAGGUUUUAGGGGAUUUACAGUUCAACUUUUACCACCGAUGGUUCGACGUCAUCUUUCUAGUCAGUGCUCUUUCAUCAAUAGGAUUCUUGUACUUGGCACAUAAACGAGGACCAGUUGACAAAUGCUGAUAAUUUUGCAUUCAUACAAUAUUUUACUUGUGCAUAUGUAUACAUGUGAAUAAUAUUUAUACAAUUCUU
This is a messenger RNA of Macrosteles quadrilineatus (aster leafhopper), 1588 nucleotides long. It is a transcript of the gene GPHR, whose product is annotated as Golgi pH regulator. The transcript is spliced from 9 exons. Gene Ontology annotation, molecular function: voltage-gated monoatomic anion channel activity. Gene Ontology annotation, biological process: intracellular pH reduction. The coding region runs from base 161 to 1519 and encodes 452 amino acids. Gene Ontology annotation, cellular component: Golgi cisterna membrane. NCBI's taxonomy places the organism in Eukaryota, Metazoa, Arthropoda, Insecta, Hemiptera, Cicadellidae. The record is from RefSeq and is a predicted model, not a curated record.